Molecule: messenger RNA, 1397 nt
Organism: Nerophis ophidion (straightnose pipefish)
Lineage: Eukaryota; Metazoa; Chordata; Actinopteri; Syngnathiformes; Syngnathidae
Gene: crip2
Product: cysteine-rich protein 2
Exons: 8
Coding region: 118-720 (200 amino acids)
Source: RefSeq, a predicted model, not a curated record
CGACUAGAUGCGCGGGACAUUGCUCGCCACAGCGCACACAGGACACAAGGUGCACGUCUUCGUCGCUCCUAAACCCCAGCAAACAGACUCUUUGAGCGCCGUCAAACUGCAGCGAACAUGUCUUCGAAAUGCCCCAAGUGUGAGAAGACGGUCUACUUUGCUGAGAAAGUGUCAUCGCUGGGCAAGGACUGGCACAAGUUGUGUCUCAAGUGCGACCGCUGCAACAAGCUUCUCAACGCCGGCGGACACGCAGAGCAUGACGGAAGGCCUUACUGCCACAAGCCGUGCUACGCUGCCCUCUUUGGGCCAAAAGGCGUGAACAUCGGGGGGGCGGGCUCCUACGUGUACGACGCCCCCGCCAACAACAACGGCUCGGCAACUGGCGGGGACUCCUCGUCCUCCCGAGCGGAGGAGAAGAAGACAUUUGCAGUCAAGCCUCCCUCCAAAGCUGGCAGCAUCACCACUUUCUCCGGCGAGGCCAACAUGUGUCCCAGAUGUAACAAGAAAGUCUACUUUGCUGAGAAGGUAACAUCGCUGGGCAAAGACUGGCAUCGCCCCUGCCUGCGCUGUGAGAGGUGCAGCAAGACUUUGUCCGCUGGCAGCCAUGCAGAGCACGACGGCCAGCCCUACUGCCACAAGCCCUGCUACGCCGUGCUCUUCGGGCCCAAAGGCGUCAACACGGGCGGCGUGGGCAGCUACAUCUACGAGCCUGCGCAGUGAUCGCCCUCCUCCUGCACCCCCUCACCCCCCCACCCUCCAUCCUCACCCUCACCCUCCCCCCUGCCUUCUCCUCCACCCCUCCUCACUUCACGUAUUGCAGUCGCACGUCGCCCAUUCAAAGUUGAGAAGUGCGCAGUAGUUAACUGGCUGCGCUCACCAGCGCCUCUAGUGGCCAAAGUUCAUAUUAUCACAAAUGUUCUUGUCAUGUUUACAGCAACCAGUAGGACGAAAAUGUUCGCCAAUAAAGUUUCCUUUUAAUGCCGUAUUUACAUUUUGAUGACACAAGAACGAUCGUUUUUUAGCGUGCAAAGACUAAAGUGUUUAUUUUCUUUGUCUACGUCCUAAAAGGUGGAGACUAUUAGCCGUGGUGUGCAAAGUUAUUUAUGAUUUCUGUCAUUUCAACACCUUGAAAAUAAGCUGUAACAUUUUUCUCUGGUUAUUGAUUAUUGUUAUUAUUAGUCGUAACAAUCCCCUUGUUUUUACCGACAAAGUGUUCCGUUAGCUUAGCUGCUCGACACACUGCCUAACGACUGUUGCUGUCUUUGGUUUAUUACUAUUAUAUCAUCCGUUGUUGCAUCUUGGAACACCUGUUGUUAUUAUUCAUAAUAAUAUUCAUUUUAGUGUGUUUCUGUGCCCAACAGAUUGAUCUUGUAUAAACAAUAAAUACAUCAAAACAG